AUGUCUGAUCAACCUUCCAGCGACGAAACCUUUACCAUCGAAGGAGUUCUCACAGAUGAUGAUAUCGGACGUCUUGAGAAGGCCGCAAUAAUCGAACCAAUUCCAUCCGAAUCAAAACACAGUGGCACCUGCACGGUCACGAUAUCCCGCCUCCAGUUAAACCCGAAGUUCCUACCGCCCGUGCCAUUUACAACAGCAGACGAUGAUAUCGACGGAGGAAAACCCUACCAAGUGAGUGUCCCAUUGUCAACAGAGAGUAUUGCGGUCCUUGAAUUCCUUGGCUUCACACCCGCAUCUGGGAGAGAGCUAUGGGCGGGGUUCAUUUGCCAACAGUCCACACCGCAUCCACUGGGAUUGAUGGACUAUGUAUAUGAACACAUCAGUCUUCUUCAGACCUCGCUAUUUCAGGAAAUGCCUAUCAAUAAAGCCAUGAUUUUGAUUGGUUUAGAGAGGAGCAUCAUUCAGACUUUGUUCGACCCUCGUUAUUCCAUGGUAUUAAAGUCAAACCGCAGCCUGCAUGCCUGGGUGAAGUAUGCUCUUGCGGACAAGUAUGCCAGGAUUCUUAGGUAUCAUAAAGACCUAAAAGGACGUGCUCUGUGGCUUCGUAUUUGGGGAGAUACUUAG
Messenger RNA from Penicillium cataractarum, 624 nucleotides. RefSeq lists its product as uncharacterized. The record is from RefSeq and is a predicted model, not a curated record. The coding region runs from base 1 to 624 and encodes 207 amino acids. The transcript has a single exon. NCBI's taxonomy places the organism in Eukaryota, Fungi, Ascomycota, Eurotiomycetes, Eurotiales, Aspergillaceae.